This is a messenger RNA of Helianthus annuus (common sunflower), 1850 nucleotides long. RefSeq names its product protein EMSY-LIKE 3. Bases 324 to 1595 code for a protein of 423 amino acids. The transcript is spliced from 10 exons. Gene Ontology annotation, cellular component: nucleus. Gene Ontology annotation, biological process: defense response to fungus. Lineage: Eukaryota; Viridiplantae; Streptophyta; Magnoliopsida; Asterales; Asteraceae. The record is from RefSeq and is a predicted model, not a curated record.
CAAAUUAGAAAAAGUCAAAACCCCAAAAAGGAGCCGGAACUCAACCCCAAAAAAACCAAUAACCGUAUAGAUCUCUUUCAUAUCCGCCCCUUUUGUCAUCACUCUCUUCAAAACUCCAAAUUCAAACCCUAAUUCCCCCAUAAUCACCCCUGUAUACCUUCAAAUCAAUCGAUUUCUUCCAAAUUUAACGCCAAUCGACGCUCAAUUUGAGUCCUCUUUCAUCGUUUCCCGUUUCUUCCAAACUUUUCGCCAACUUAGGGUUUUUGUGCGCUUAAUCGUUGUGGAAAUUUGAUUCAUUCUUCCCUUUAUCUUGCAAGCUGGCUAUGGAUUACGAACCUUAUGAUAGCAGCGGAACCGAUGAUGAUCUCCCCCCGUCCCAUCAAAACAGAAUUCCAAGAGGUGGACACGUGGCAGGUAAUGGAAGAUCUGCAGUUAUGGGUUCCGCACAAUAUCCUAGGACGUACGGGGAUACCGAUAUGGAAGCCCAAAUUCACCACCUUGAGCAAGAAGCAUACAGUUCAGUUUUACGAGCCUUCAAAGCCCAAGCAGAUGCAAUCACUUGGGAAAAGGAAGGUUUAAUAACCGAGCUCAGGAAAGAAUUGAGAUUGUCAAAUGAAGAACAUAGAGAACUUUUGCUUAAAGUAAAUUCAGAUGACGUUAUCCGGAGAAUAAGGGAGUGGAGGCAGUCCAGUGGGCUUCAACCCGGGAUGGUCAACCCUGGUCAAGCAGUACAUGACCCAUUACCGAGCCCAUCUGUAUCAGGAAACCGUAAGAAGCAGAAGAUGAACCCGUCAGGACAUUCUCAAUCGUUUGGUGGGCCACCGCAACAUGUACCUUUACCAACUCCUUCAUCUGCUAGAAGAGCACCUGUGACGGGGCCCAAAGGAAAAAACAAGAAAUCCAUGAUGGGUGGAUUAUCUAACAUAAAAACGCAGCAUCCUCCAUCAGGCAGCACUACUGGUAGGGCCCAGCUUGGUAACCGUGUGACUUCCGGUGCACAUGCAAAUGAAACCGCUGAAACACCAUCGUUCUCACCGUUAAUCGGUAGAAAAGUGAGAACCAGGUGGCCCGAUGACAAUAAUUUCUAUGAAGCCACAAUUACAGAUUACAAUCCAGUGGAGGGUCGGCAUGCACUAGUAUACGAUAUGUAUACAACAAAUGAGACAUGGGAGUGGGUCAAUCUUGCAGAGAUAUCUCCAGAGGAUAUACAAUGGGUGGAAGGUGAGGAUCCUGGGAUUCCUCUUAAAACGGGCUAUGGUGGGCCGGGUCGACCCGUUGGGCGAGAUAGUGGUCCAGGUGGAGGAAGAGGUAGAGGGAUGCCCAAGGGUCAAACAAGAAAGAUUUUCCCACCGUCACAGAAUGGCAUCGGAAAGAAGGGUUUAGAUGAUCUUCAACUAUAUAACACCGAUACUCUAAUAAAAGAGGUGGAGAGAGUGUUUGGAUCUAGUCAUCCAGAUCCACUUGAAAUAGAGAAAGCAAGAAAAGUCCUCAAGGAACAUGAAGAGGCACUUGCUGAUGCUAUUGCAAGGCUUGCAGAUAUUUCUGAUGGUGAAAGUGAUGAAGGUAUGCGUGGACGACCAAUGGAACGGGAAUAGUUUAAUUAACUACUGAUAGCGAAAUACUAACGGUUAAUGAGAUGGCAAAAGGUGACAUAGAAAGAUGUUUGUUUUAGAUUUGGGUACUAGUGUUAAAGUGCAUUGUAAAAUAUAUCAUGAUUGGUUGUUACCCCUUUAGAUAUAAUGUGUAGCAGUAAUUGUAGUAUGGGGUAACUUUUGUCAUGUUCAUGUUUUAUAUGAAAUUCAUUUGCACUUUUAAUAACGACGAUUAUCAACAUGGUUAAAAUUCUGUCA